Molecule: messenger RNA, 1177 nt
Organism: Macadamia integrifolia
Lineage: Eukaryota; Viridiplantae; Streptophyta; Magnoliopsida; Proteales; Proteaceae
Product: transcription factor LAF1-like
Exons: 3
Coding region: 115-1029 (304 amino acids)
Source: RefSeq, a predicted model, not a curated record
CAGUUCCAUUAAUCCUAUACCCUGAUCAUCUAUCAACCAAAGAAGAAAGAAGAGAGAAGAGAGAAGAGAGAAGGGAGAAAAGAGAAGAGAAUUUCCAAGUUUCAGAGAAAGAAAAUGGGGUGCAAGUCCUGUGAGAAACCAAAGCAGAGACACAGAAAAGGGCUAUGGUCACCUGAAGAAGAUGAGAAGCUAAGGAAUUAUAUCAUCCAAUACGGCCAUGGCUGCUGGAGCUCCGUUCCUCUCAAAGCCGGUUUGCAAAGGAGCGGGAAGAGUUGCAGACUAAGGUGGAUUAACUACUUGAGACCUGGUUUGAAGCGCGGGGUUUUCACAGCACAAGAGGAGGAGACAAUCUUGGCCCUCCAUCACAUGUUAGGCAAUAAGUGGUCUCAGAUAGCUCAGCAUUUACCGGGAAGAACAGAUAAUGAGAUCAAGAACUACUGGAAUUCCUACCUGAAGAAGAAGGUUGUGAAAGCUGAAGCUUUGGGAGCUCAAAGUAGCAGUUCCCAGUCUCUAAUGGAGUCCACACCUACACCAACACAUCCAACCACCCAAAUCACAAGUUUGGAUUCUUUCAAACUCAUGAGAGACUCUCCUACUAAUACAGACCAAUCCGUUCCACAGAUUUUCGAGUUUCAAAGUCACCCUCUUAAAGAAACAACACAGAGCUCCCUCCCCAAGCUUUUAUUCGCCGAGUGGUUCACCUUAGAUCACAUUAACGGCCGGAGCAGCUUCGUCAGCCCUAGCGAAACGGUGGUUCCCGGAGAGAACUCAAACGAUUUAAGCAUAGAUGAUGAUUCAUUUAUCAGUCACAAUUUAUUGCACUUUGAUGGACCGUUUGGUGGUGAUGAUCAUGACGACUUCCAUAAUGUUUUCGGCAAUGGCUCCGCCGCCGUCGGCCUCGGUGCCGAUGAGAAAUUCGUUCCUCAGUUCGAAUCCAUCCCCGGAAAUGGGUUCUCGGAUUUUGUUUCUGUUGGACAGAGUUGCAUUAACGAUUUCAGCCUGGUCCAUGAUAUGAUCUAUACAGAUUGAAGGAGAACAAAAGUGUUAUUAAAAUGUUAAUUGUUGAUUUUUUUUUUUUUCUUUUAUGUUAAAUCAUCAAUUGUUGUUGUUCAUAUUUCAUACGAGGUUCGUUACUUAAAGAUGUGAAUAUAAAAAUUAAUUUGGUUUUUGGAGUCAA